CCUCUCUCUCUGUUUCUCUCUGUCUGUAUCUCUAUCUCCUCGAUUGCAAGAUUGUAAACAAUUCAAACGGAGGCAGGAUUGAGAAGAAUGCGACUGAUAUGGGCCGACGGGAGGUACGCGCUUUACUUGCUGAUCCUGCAAAUAAAAUUAACAAACUCGCGAACGUCUUGGCGAUUGAACGCCGCUGACAAGGUCGUGAAGACUACUGAUUUCGUGAGUGCGGUCGAGGACGAUCCGAUCUUCGAUAUCCUGACUAACAGUGUGGUUACCGGCAAUGGCCAAGGCUGGAGCAAGACCGCGACAUCGGAAAAGCUUGAGAAAGUACAGAUCUACUGCCAAGAAUGUAAAGGUUUCGUCGAUCAUCAAGAGAGACGACUUUCGUCGUACGUGUUGAAGGAUAUACAAAAUAUCAAUGAGUCUUUUCCUCUACCUUCAAAAGUAUCAAACGAACAAGUGAUAUGUGCUACUGGUCAACAAUGCGACAACAUAAUAUUGGAUUGUGGUAAACCAGUGAACUUUACCUAUUAUGACAACCUGAUUGGUGUGGCAAAUAGAGACAAACACCCAAUGAUACCAGAGCCAAAUGUAGCAUUAAUGUUCAAAAAGAACGGUGGUAGGACUGUUGAUGUUGAUAUCGACUUGCUGGAGAGACGUUUAAAGAAAGCAAAGCGAGAGAAGCCGAAAUCUGUUCAGAUCUAUAACCAGAUAGGAAAUUUCUGGCGUAUAAAGGGUGAUGCGGAAAAGUCGAUCGAAUGUUUUCGCAGGGCACUUGCCGUGUCGCCGCAUAAUGCAGAAGUACUUUUGAACUUGGCUAGAGUAAUGCUGGUGCAUCAUUAUUUGGAUGACGCGACAUAUUUAGCCAGGCGGUCCUUGGAAAUGCAACCUCCAGACCGUAAUGCAUGGGAACAAUAUCUUACACUUGGACAAAUUUUCAAGGCAUAUGGACAUUUCCAAGAAGCAGCUGUACAUUUGCGUCAUGCGUUGGAGCUAAAACCAGACCUCUCUGAUGCCACUGCUGCAUUAAAGGAAGUAGAGUCACUACCGGUUACAAGUAUACAUUUCUAUACGUUACUGAUUAUCAUCUGUUUGGUAGUAGGCGUACUGUUGGUUAUGGUAAGCAAUGUAGAAUGUGAUGAGGAUUCAACUCUAGUCAGCGGACAGCUUCAGCGCCCGGUACAACGACAUUUCAGUCGUGCUAUGGCUAUGCGCAGCUUGCGUCUCAACGUCGCACGCAAUAAACGUUGUUAAUCAUGAUUCGUUAAUAUGAUGAGCCUGUCGUUCGUACAUAUGAUAGAAUAACUUUUGAUGCCAUAACGAUUUAUCUCCUCGCAAAGUAUUAUUUGUAAUAUGAUUCGUAAUAAUUCUUGGAAUGCACCAUCUAUUUAUUAUGUAUCCCCAGAGAAAAAUAUAUAAAAACUUCA
This is a messenger RNA of Harpegnathos saltator (Jerdon's jumping ant), 1421 nucleotides long. RefSeq names its product Tetratricopeptide repeat protein 17. The record is from RefSeq and is a predicted model, not a curated record. Gene Ontology annotation, molecular function: protein binding. Bases 88 to 1248 code for a protein of 386 amino acids. Gene Ontology annotation, cellular component: cytoplasm; actin cytoskeleton. Lineage: Eukaryota; Metazoa; Arthropoda; Insecta; Hymenoptera; Formicidae. The transcript has 5 exons. Gene Ontology annotation, biological process: actin filament polymerization.